Molecule: messenger RNA, 1348 nt
Organism: Paramuricea clavata
Lineage: Eukaryota; Metazoa; Cnidaria; Anthozoa; Malacalcyonacea; Plexauridae
Source: the annotation of a GenBank genome assembly
AUGCUAACAGUGAACUCUAUUCCCUGUAAUCCAGUUGUGGUGGCUGAUGACAUAACAAUUCUUUCGACAAGGGUCAAAAGAUUACAAGAAAAGCUUGAUACUCUGGAAUCCUACAGCUGUCGUUGGCGAUUCGACUUUAACACAAGCAAAACCAUUGCAGUUACAUUUGGAGAAACCACCAGGACAUUCAACAAGAAUAAUGUAACCAGGAACUGGAAGUUAUACAAUGCUAAAGUAGAAGAAAAGCGUAGCUGGACACAUGUGGAGAUCGAAUUAUCUGGCGACUUCAAUGGUAAUGAUAGAACUAAGAAUGUGUGCAAAAAGGCUAAAGAAACUGUACACAGCUUGAUGAACCUUGGUGCCAGGAGUGGGAGGCUGAAUCCGAUGUGCGGAGCUGGCUUAUGGAAAACAAAUGGGAUUCCCACAUGUUUGUACGGUUGCGAGCUAUGGAAUACAUUAGGUACUACAGAACUUAACAAUCUAGAACGCGCACAACGAUACGCUUCCAAUAUUAUUCAAGGUUUGGGCCCAAAUACGCGUACGGCUAUAUACGCGUAAGCCUAUAUUGACAAGGCAAAGUUAAUCUAUUUUGGUAGAUUUGUGUAUGCUAGGUCCGGGCACAACAACGAAGCAAGUGUUCAUCAACCGGUUGUUCUCCUUCAGGUACAGACAAGGCGAGGAGAGAGUUAUGGGGUUUAUACCAGACGUGAUGCGUUUACUACAAAAAUACAAUCUUCAAGAAUUUCUUGAAACAUAUAUUAACGAGCAAUACUUUCCUAGGAAAGCAGAAUGGCGCAAAAUAGUAUUAGACAAAAUUGGUGGACAUCAAUUGUCUAAAUGGAAAUUAGGAAUGAACGACAAACCUGAACUUUGUCACUACAAAAACAUUCACCAAAAUAUAAUGCCCUUUACUCUAUGUGAAACCGCAAAGCGUAACCCCUUUAACAGAAUUGCUGUGGCGAAUCUCGUUAAUAUUGUUUGUGGUAAUGUACCAGACAUUUUUAUGAAGUGUGUCCAAGAAACUCCUUAUAGUUACACCUGCCAACUUUGCUACAAAGACAUCGUAGACAUAAACAAGCAUUUAAUUAUGGAGUGUUGUGUACUUAAAAGACCACGAAACGAGAUGUGGGACAUGCUAUAUGAUAUAUUACCACUGGAGAACGUUGCAUUCUUAAACGCGCUUCAGGAUGAUGAAGACCUUUAUGAACAUUUAAUUGGUGCAAAAAUCCCAAAUGUACAGUAUUUGCCUCAAGAGAUGCAAGAUAAAUUCUGUCUGAAUGUGGCAAACUCUAUAAUGAGAAUCCUCUUCCACAUUAAGAUAUCAAUUAUAGAGUUCGACAUCGUCUGA